GACUCCAGUCGAUCCCGCGCUCGGCUUCCGCGCGCCGCUUCUCUGUGCGAAGAAGGCUGCGGGUUUCCCUUUGGCUCCCUAACCCGAACAGUUGGCUCUGAAAACAGUUUACUCCUCCUUCUCCCUAGAGACCCUCAACCUUCCCGCCCCCACAACAGGCCGGAAGGAUAACCCCCUAAACGUGGCCAGAAGCGGCUCGGCUCCCAACUCUUCGCCGGGAGCAGGUUGGUGGCUGGAUUACCGAGAGACUCUGGAUUGGGGUCCGUCGCCAAUUCCUCCUCCUGGAUUGGACUUGAUUUUCAUAUUUGGAAAGAGGAUUUUCUUAUUACCUUUGAAUGCUCCUUCUGACAAAAUUUCUGGAGAAGCUUGGUGGGGAAGAUUUUGAGGGAUCUUAUUUUAAGAAAAAAAGGAGCCGAAGGGCAUUUAUUAAUUUUUCUCGGGUUUUGAAAUCACCCUGUGGAGGAGAGAGCGAGCGAUCUAGAGCCAGGAGGAAAGAGGGCAGAGGACCAGAAAGGCGCGCCAGCCUGAGCCACCUCCUUCCCGGCCGCCCCCUCCCCACUCCCCCGACACACACUCGCUUGUGCUCGCUCGCCGCUCGCCCGCACGCGCACACCCCCCGCGCCGGACCCGCACCUCGGCGGGCGCCACACACUCAGUAGCCGGAGCCCACGGCAGCCGCAGCGGGAUGGAGGCGGCGCGCACGGAGCGCCCCGCAGGCUGGCCCGGGGCGCCCCUCGCCCGGACCGGGCUCCUGCUCCUGUCGACGUGGGUCUUGGCUGGUGCCGAGAUCACUUGGGGCGCGACAGGCGGUCCUGGGUGCCUUUCGGCUCCGGCUUCACAGUCCCCGGCGCUGCCUCCUCUCUUACGGCGGGCAGUGGCAAGCCAGUGGACAGAGGAGCUGGUGACGGUGAGGAGAGGCGCUGCACUGGGGCGCCGGCCGGGACCAGAGCCACUGCUCCAGCCAGGCGGUGGCAGCGGCGGAAAGAAGCAGGGAGAAGCCGGGGGGCUGUCAUUGGCAGGCACGCGGUGGGGACAAGGCAUGUUGGCUCCUGGCAAGCCUAGCGGCGCGAGGAGGAGUCGCCGGGCGCAGCCCCUCAGUGCCCUGGAACACGGGGAUACCCGGACCACUGUCUUAGCUGAUGGUUCCAAAGGAAGCCGCCCUCUGGCCAAGGGUCUCCGGGAGGAAGUGAAGGCGCCACGGGCUGGGGGGUUGGCGGCUGAAGAGCUCAGGCUACCGAGCACCUCCUUUGCGCUGACCGGGGACUCGGCCCACAACCAAGCUAUGGUGCACUGGUCGGGACACAACAGCAGUGUCAUACUUAUCCUGACAAAGCUGUAUGACUUCAACCUGGGGAGCGUGACUGAGAGCUCGCUUUGGAGAAGUCAGAAGAUAUCUAUUUUGACUGGAGAAAAGUACAUUUCCACAUGGGAUCUGAAGCCAGAGGUGACCCACAGCAGAUGCUCGGUGAAAUUUGCAAGAUCAACAGAUUAUGGCACCACCUAUGAGAAGCUGAAUGACAAAGUAGGUUUGAAGACUGUCCUCAGCUACCUCUAUGUCAAUCCCACCAACAAAAGGAAGAUCAUGCUUCUCAGUGAUCCUGAGAUGGAAAGUAGCAUAUUGAUCAGCUCAGAUGAAGGGGCGACUUAUCAGAAAUACCGGCUCACUUUCUAUAUCCAGAGUCUGCUCUUUCACCCCAAGCAAGAGGACUGGGUGCUGGCCUACAGUCUGGAUCAAAAGCUCUACAGCUCCAUGGACUUUGGGAGACGGUGGCAACUCAUGCAUGAACGCAUCACACCCAACAGGUUUUACUGGUCGGUGGCUGGAUUGGACAAGGAAGCGGACCUGGUGCACAUGGAGGUGCGGACGGCAGAUGGAUAUGCUCACUACCUCACCUGCAGGAUCCAGGAAUGUGCUGAGACUACUCGGAGUGGGCCUUUUGCUCGCUCCAUUGACAUUAGCUCCCUGGUCGUCCAGGAUGAAUAUAUCUUCAUUCAGGUGACAACAGGUGGGAGAGCCAGCUACUAUGUGUCCUACCGAAGAGAGGCUUUUGCUCAGAUAAAGCUGCCCAAGUACUCGCUGCCAAAGGACAUGCACAUCAUCAGUACCGAUGAGAACCAAGUGUUUGCAGCCGUCCAGGAAUGGAACCAGAAUGACACAUACAAUCUCUACAUCUCAGACACACGUGGGAUCUACUUCACCCUGGCCAUGGAGAACAUUAAGAGCAGCCGAGGACUAAUGGGAAACAUCGUUAUUGAAUUGUACGAGGUAGCAGGUAUCAAAGGGAUAUUCCUGGCAAACAAGAAGGUGGAUGACCAGGUGAAGACAUACAUCACGUACAACAAGGGCAGGGAUUGGCGUCUACUGCAAGCUCCAGAUGUGGACCUGAGAGGAAGCCCUGUACACUGUCUGCUGCCCUUCUGCUCCCUACACCUACACUUGCAAAUCUCUGAAAAUCCGUAUUCCUCAGGAAGAAUCUCCAGCAAGGAGACAGCUCCAGGGCUCGUGGUGGCUACAGGCAAUAUUGGCCCAGAGCUCUCGUAUACUGAUAUCAGUGUGUUCAUCUCUUCCGAUGGGGGCAACACAUGGAGACAGAUCUUUGAUGAAGAGUACAAUGUCUGGUUCCUAGACUGGGGUGGCGCCCUCGUGGCCAUGAAACACACACCUCUGCCAGUCAGGCAUUUGUGGGUGAGUUUCGAUGAGGGCCACUCCUGGGACAAGUAUGGUUUCACCUCACUUCCUCUCUUUGUUGACGGGGCUCUGGUGGAGGCAGGUGUGGAGACCCAGAUCAUGACAGUUUUUGGUCACUUCAGCCUCCGCUCUGAAUGGCAGUUGGUGAAGGUGGACUACAAAUCAAUCUUCAGCCGGCGCUGCAAUAAGGAGGACUUCCAGACCUGGCACCUGCUCAAUCAGGGGGAGCCUUGCGUCAUGGGAGAAAGGAAAAUUUUCAAGAAACGCAAGCCAGGUGCUCAGUGUGCCCUGAGCAGAGACGCCUCAGGGACAGUGGUCUCAGAACCAUGUGUCUGUGCCGACUGGGACUUUGAAUGUGACUAUGGCUACGAGAGACAUGGAGAAAGCCAGUGUGUUCCAGCUUUCUGGUACAAUCCAGCCUCCCCAUCAAAAGACUGCAGCCUUGGUCAAAGCUACCUUAACAGCACUGGGUACCGGCGGAUUGUGUCCAACAACUGCACAGAUGGACUGAGGGAGAAGUACACCGCCAAGGCCCAGAUGUGCCCUGGAAAAGCCCCUCACGGCCUCCACGUGGCGACAACCGAUGGCCGCCUGGUGGCGGAGCAGGGACACAAUGCCACCUUCAUCAUCCUCAUGGAGGAGGGUGAUCUCCAAAGGACAAACAUCCAGCUUGACUUUGGGGAUGGGAUUGCCGUGUCUUAUGCUAACUUCAGUCCCAUUGAGGAUGGCAUCAAGCAUGUGUACAAGAGUGCAGGCAUCUUCCAGGUGACGGCCUAUGCAGAGAACAACCUGGGUUCAGACACAGCUGUCCUCUUCUUGCACGUGGUUUGUCCUGUGGAGCACGUUCAUCUCAGAGUUCCAUUUGUUGCCAUAAGAAAUAAGGAGGUCAACAUCAGUGCAGUGGUGUGGCCCAGCCAGCUGGGGACCCUUACCUAUUUCUGGUGGUUCGGCAAUAGUACAAAGCCUCUCAUCACCUUGGACAGCAGCAUUUCCUUCACAUUCCUAGCGGAGGGAACCAAUACCAUCACCGUCCAGGUGGCUGCUGGGAAUGCCCUUAUCCAGGACACAAAAGAUAUCGCAGUUCAUGAAUACUUCCAGUCCCAGCUCUUAUCAUUCUCUCCUAAUCUGGAUUACCAUAACCCUGACAUUCCUGAGUGGAGGCAAGAUAUUGGCAAUGUCAUCAAGCGGGCUCUGGUGAAAGUAACCAGUGUCCCAGAAGAACAGAUCCUAGUUGCUGUGUUCCCUGGCCUCCCAACUUCAGCAGAGCUCUUCAUCCUUCCCCCCAAGAACUUAACAGAGAGGAGGAAAGGCAAUGAAGGGGACCUGGAACAAAUUGUAGAGACACUGUUUAAUGCUCUAAACCAAAACUUGGUCCAGUUUGAACUGAAGCCAGGGGUUCAAGUGAUUGUGUAUGUCACACAGCUGACAUUAGCUCCAUUGGUGGACUCCAGUGCCGGACACAGCAGCUCAGCGAUGCUUAUGCUCUUGUCAGUGGUGUUUGUGGGCCUGGCUGUGUUUUUGAUCUACAAGUUUAAAAGGAAAAUCCCCUGGAUUAACAUCUAUGCUCAAGUCCAACACGACAAGGAGCAGGAGAUGAUUGGGUCAGUGAGCCAAAGUGAAAAUGCCCCCAAAAUCACACUCAGUGACUUCACCGAGCCCGAGGAACUGCUGGACAAAGAGCUGGACUCCCGGGUCAUAGGAAGCAUUGCCACCAUUGCAAACAGCGAAAGCACAAAGGAGAUCCCCAACUGCACUAGUGUUUAAUACCAACAAGCCACGUGGUCAACCAUCUUUCUGACUUUUUAUUUUUGAAGAUUCCUAUUACUCUUAUCUCUUGUUAUGGAAAAAGGAAUAUGUCUUUUUUACCUUUCAUUUACCAAGGGCCCCUUCAUAAUGAGCAGUCAGAUGGUUAGCUUUGGGAGGCAAAGGCAUUCUUAGCUGAUUAACAUGAGACAAAAAGAAUAAAUGACUAUAUUUGUGCUAAGGACAAAGGAUGCAUCUUCCCACGGCUUUCUUGCUUCAUUCUGCCAUUGAUAGGGCAAGGCAUCUCUUUUGCCUUGUGGCCACUCUUUCUAUUUUUUUUUUUUAAUGUGGGUUGGCUUUCCACUAACCUCCCACUCCCAUCUCCACCCCCUCCUGGCCCCCAAAUCACCAAUACCCACCUCCUCCCACCCAACACACACACCUAAAACAUAAACCAUUUCCCAGUUAGAUCUGCAGGAUGUAGGUUGGUGGGAGGGAAUGUAGCUGCAGAAAGCGUGCACACCUGUCGGAAGAGGCCCUGCCUCAUGCAUGUCCACUGCGAGGCUGCAGAUGGCUUAUUGUAUAUAAUUACAAUGUAAAUAGCUUUUUAUUUCCUAAGAAAUAAUUUAAUGUUUAGUAAAAAAGAAAACAGAAAAAAGAAAGAUGCGUCUGUUGGCUUAUGCACUCACCUUCAGAGCUGACCAACCCCCAGGCCUGCUGGACGAGUUGGGUUCUGGAUGCUCUCCAGUUGUCUGUCACACUUAACUCUUGCAUUUCUGUGUCCAUGUCAUUGCGGUUUCUACUUCUGUAUAUAAAGGGGGGAGGGGGGAGGGCUUCUUGGGGACAACUGGUUAAAGGAAGGAUGAGAGUGACCUCAUAGAACAUGGGGGGGGCACUUUGUGUCCCACAGUGACAUGGAAGAAGUUGAAAGAUGAAGCCCAUGAGAGACUUCAGACUGAGACCCAGAUGGGGAAACUAGGCUUUCCCUCAGGAAGGUUGCAGUGGAGGAUGGUUAUUAGCCUGGGAAAAUGGUUUUCUCUAAAGGAGCCAGGCAAUGGAUCUGAACAAUGAAAAGUAUUGUUUUCUGGUUAAAGUCCAUGAAAAGGUGUAAUGCUUAUGGGGAAGUUAUGGGCUGUUCUUAGCUCAGAGAAGUCCCUUGGGUACUCAGUUAAGCCCAGUGAGGGUCUCUUGGCCUGGGAGAAGUUGGAGGAGGGAGGGAGGUGGCAUUUGUGGGAUCAGGAGACCGUGCAAACCCUGUGGGAAGAAUAGGGGUCUAGCUUUUCAUGAUAUUAGUCAAAGUUGAUUUUAGCAAAGCUGUGCUAUUUGCUUGUCUGAUGUACACAACUUCCUUCAAUUCAAAUGUCUGCCUUCAGUUCCCCUAAGAUAGUUCUUGCGUCUGAGGCGAGUGACUUUCAAAGCCAGUGUUCUCUUUUCUAUCAUCCCAGCCCCUUCACCCAUUUCAUGUGUCAGUUCCUUUCAGAAGGGUGGCUUUAAGCGAUGCUGAAAGCAUUGUUUUCUUUUCAGGCUCAGCCUGAGCAUACUUUUUUUUUUUUUUUUUAAUGAUAUACUGUAUAUAUAUGGGAGAAAAGGCCAAGUUUUGUACCUGUUCACAUCCUUCUCUGUGAGACGCAGAGAAUGUGACCUGGAGAAAUUGGACUGUCUACAGCAUAGAUCAGAAUUGGGAGGAUUUCUAAAGAUCCUGCUUUUUUGUUCCAAGGGUUAAAUGGGGCAGACAAUUGCAAUACUUGUACUAAACACUGGAAUACAAAUGCAUGAGUCAUAUCUAUAUAUACAGUAUAUGUACAUAUACUGUUCUUGGUUUUAUUGUUCCAUUUGAAUAUUUCUACUGUAAAAAAAAAAAGACAGUGGUUUUGAAAUUGUUGAAAAUAAAUGUAUUUUUGUACAUCAAAGCUACAUACCUGGCUGAGGUUUCUCUCUUUGGUAGUUUUUCUGGAUCUAUUGUAUCAUGCAACUAUUGCUGUGAUAAUUUUGCAUGGGGGAAAAAAUCCAAAUAGCUUGUAAAAACAGAUAUUGAUGUUUUGCUUGUGAGUCUUGGGUUGGCAGUGGUUUGGCUGAGCUCAGUUGGGAUUGACCAGGCUCUCCUGGACUGGUUUGGAUGCAGCCUCAGUUGGUUCAGGUCUGCUCCAUGAGUUUCAUUAUUCUCAGAGCAGCAACUACCCAGGCAUGUUAUUUUCAUGAUGGAUUAUGGAAUUCCAAGAAAGCCAGCAGCAUACUCUGUAAGACCUUGGCCAAAAAUGGUUACUCUUCUUUAUAGUCACUGAUGUCCCAUUAACUCAAGAAAGUCAUAUGGGUACAUUCAACAUCAAUGGGCCAGGUAAGUGGACUCUGGUGCAAGGCAUUACUAAAUUACAUGACAAAAGGUGUGGACAUCUAAUUCUGAUCUAGGGAGGAUAAGAAUAAUUGAGAAUAACAGUUCAAUUUAUUAUACCUGUUCAUUUCCUAAGACCCCAUGGGCAACUUUAGUGAGAUGGUUCACUUAAAUCAAUAUCUAAGUUUUCCAUCCCAAAUGUUGGUGGGACUUUUGUGCAGAAGUCUUGGUAACCCCAAGGCAUUUGUGUCUGACACAAGCUCCCAAUGAGUGCUAGAGGGGGAACUCAGGUCUGAAAGUUUUCAGCAGAAAAGUGAAAAGAGGAGAAGAAACUAGGAAGACAUAUAUCCUUUCUUUUAAAUACUUUUUAAAUACCAUUUGAUCAAACCAGCAACAAAUCUCCUCUUCCUGUGUAAGGAAUUUGGAAGGAGGAAUAGUGGCUUUUCUGCACAUUAGGUAAUAAGGGAAGGGAGACAAAGUACCAAGAAUAAGGGCUGUAAGUUGGAAGUUUUCAUUUUUUUUAGUAUUCAAAAUGUGUGAUAAAUUUCAAUGAAUCCCAGAAACAUAAGAAACCAGAAGUUUUGGUUAAUAAUUUGCUCCCAUAUUGUGAAUGCUAACUGACUAUUCCAGAAUCAUAUUUUCUGAACUCAAAUGAAGACUUAGGAUUAAACAGUGUGGUUUUCUUUCAAUUUGUGAAUUAUUUAAACUUGUUCAUUUCUCUUGGUAUACCUUUUCUUGAGUUACACUCACCUUUUAAAAAAAUUUACAUUACAUAAAUACCUUAUUCAAAUAUUGAGAAUGGCACUAAUAGUACCUCUAAAAGAAGUGGUGAGUUUUUUGGUCUAACUCUAGCAAUUCAUAACAUAAAGUACCUACAAAUCUUUAAGGGAUUUUUUAAGGGUUCUGAGCUCCCCCAGUAAUGUGAAAUGUCUAAUAGUCUUAACCUAAGUCAAAGGAGAAUUGUCUAAAUGCAUUAGUUUUUGCUUUCCAAUCAGAUGAGUUAUUCCAAUGUUAAUUUUAUGUCCUGGUUUUUAAAAUUGCUCCACCAGAUUAAAGAGGAUAAAAGUGAAAUAAAGUGGUGAAAUAGUCUGAGUUAGUGGUUUCCUAUGGGCAAAGUCAUGCUCAGAAUAUAGCCCCUCUAUCUACUACCAGCAGAGGCCUAUGAGAUCUCCCAGGAGAAAGCAGGCAAAGGCAGAUGGCAGAGAGUGUGACUGGCUUUGUAGCUAGUUCUAUGCAGGGUCUCUCACCAGUGGUAAAGUCAAUCUGACUAUCAGAAUUGUCCUCUCUGAGGCAAUUCUAGACCAGGUCAGUAAGCCUGCAGAAGCACUCUGGGGCUAGGGCCAGCUAUAAAGAGCAUAACAGAUUCUCCAAGGAUUUCGUGUGCACUGAAGUUUGAGAUAACUGCUCUAGCUGCAACUAAAAUAGCUCAGGGAGCUAUUUUACUGGCUAAAAGUCACCUCCUCUAGUUCCUAUUACCAUGAUACAAGGCACCUUAGUCUACCCAAGUGAGAACAGCUUCUAAAUGUUCUCAUUUCCUCCGGGGCAACAGCUGCAACUCUGGGAGAGCCACCCAAUUGAAUUAUCUAAAACAAAAAUCGCUCGGAGUCAAGGUGCUGAUGGAUUGUGCCUUGGAACCAAUAUUAAGCCAGGGUUAGGAGAUCUCUGACUUGUAGCAAGUCAUUCUGGACCACAAUGCCCUUAUUUGUAAAAGGAAAACAAACACUUUCUGGCCUGCCUCACGGGCUUGUUUUGAUUUCCAGAGGUGUGAAAAGCACACUGCUAAUUCCAAAACGAUUGGGAGAGGACUAGCAUAAAGGUAUACUUAGGAGAACUCGCUCCUUCUGUAGAGAAUGAACUGAGACUCAGAAAAGAAAGUGAUUUCCUUAAGGUUACGCCAGAAACUAGUGCAGAGCUGAAGGUAGAAUCCUUAUCUUCUUCCCUGUAGGGCAGUCUGAUUUCCACCACAUACCUCCCUGGCAAAUGCAAAACUGAUUGAACUGCACUUGACAGAGUCAGUAGAGAGCCUGAUGAAUAAGGGCAAUAGGGUCCCUGCAUUUAUAGAGUCUGGGAAGCUUGGGAAUCUAGUGGCCCAAGUUGGCUCCUCACACAGUGGUUCACUACCCUCCACAAGUUGUUGCCCUGCUGACCCAUUGUUUCGAAGCCCAUGGCCUGAUAUCCUUGCUUCCCACAUGGACUGAAAUAAGGCUGCUCAAAGUGUGUGAAGCCAGGUCAGCUUCACACCAGAACUGCCUGCCUUUUAAAGCACUUGGCCUUGUUUGGAGGGAAGAAGGCCAGAGAUCAAACAACAGCAAUGGGAAGGCUUCACCCUGAUAAAGACACACCAGAUCCUGCCAAAUUCUCUUGUCUGGUCUAAUGGUACUGCCGAAGGGACCAGAUAUAUCCUGAGAGUCUUCCCAAAGUGCUACUGCAGUUUGAUGCCCCUACAACUUAAUUCCCACUAACUUUAUAGGAGCAGAGUUAAACUGCUCUUGGCCUCUGUGUUUUCAGACCCUAUAUCAUUAAGAGAUACAAGUUCAUUCAGAUAGAAAUCAAUGGGGCAUUGUACACAAAAUAGGUGAGAGCGUUUCUGUUAAUGUCCAAUUUACUUGGAGACUAAAAGUCUCAAUAAAACCUGAAUGUGCUGCUUUUUCAUUAUCUGAGGUCCAGGGGGGUAAAGUGACAUCAUCAGUGUCUCAUUUUCCUAUCUAUAAAUUGAUGAUAAUGACAUUUACCUCACAGUUUUGGAACCAAGCUCAAACACAGUCAUUUGUGUAAACCCACACAAAAUAACCAGGGCUUGGCAAAUAAUGAAUUGAAUCUGAGAAGCUUCAGUUGUAUCAUGCUGAAUCCUUUUCCUCUGUCCUUUCUGGCCUAGAGUUAUAAAAAGUAUCUGGCCCAUCGCUCAUCAAAGGCUAUUUUGCCAAAGAGAAAAUUCAGAUUUAUACAGCCAUUUUCCACAGCUCCCCCUCAGAAAGAAGAAAUUUUAGGAAUUCCCAUCCUGGCUCAGCAGAAACAAAUCCAACUAGUAUCCAUGAGGAUGAGGGUUUGAUUCCUGGCCUUGCACAGUGGGUUGAGGAUCUGGCAUUUCUGUGAGCUAUGGUGUAAGUCACAGAUGCAGCUCGGACCCCGAGUUGCUGUGGCUGUGGUGUAGGAGAGCAACUACAGCUCCAAUUCAACCCCUAGCCUGAAAAUUUCCAUAUACUGAAAGUGUAGCCCUAGAAAGCAAAAAAAAAAAAAAAAAAAAAAAGAUUUUAGAUUAAAAGCCACUGUUUACACAUUGAUCCCAAAGGACACUAUUUAUUUUAUUGCUUCUUUUGUUAAUAUAACUGAUGUAAAUUUCCUUGGGCCAUAUAGAAGGGACAAGAAAUGGACACUUCUAAUCAGGGCUGCCAGAAAUGCCUCAUAAAAUUAAAGGCUGGAGGCUCUUGGGGUCUGAACCAUGCUCAGCCUUGCUGAGUAUGGUGAUGUCCUAGAGAGAGCCAUGCUGUGGCACAGAAACAGUGUGGCCUGGCUUAUUGACAGUUUUGGGCUCUAGCCUUUAUAAUAUAAUUUGUUUCUUGUUUACUCUCUCUUCUAAUACAAAGCUUUUAUAAUGUCCAUUUCCAGGUCCUGGUGUGUGGCCCCUCUUUGAGAGUCACUGACUUGACUUCUUUCACCUUCACACAUUAAAAAAAAAAAAAAAAAAAAAAAACAGACCAAACAAUUAUUUCUAAAAAUGUACCUUAUAUGCGCAUGGAGGUACCAAGGAGAUGGAGUCUUGCCCUCAACUCUGGUCACAGCUCAAGGGAAGCUCUUUGAGAAAGUGAACACAAGACACAGAGUCUUUCCAAAAUGUCAGCAAAGACAGGAAAAAAUAGAUUAUGUCAGGCACACGAGCCAUCUGUCAUUAUGGCUUAGUCUCUGGG
Molecule: messenger RNA, 10666 nt
Organism: Sus scrofa (pig)
Lineage: Eukaryota; Metazoa; Chordata; Mammalia; Artiodactyla; Suidae
Gene: SORCS3
Product: sortilin related VPS10 domain containing receptor 3
Cellular component (GO): postsynaptic density membrane
Molecular function (GO): protein binding
Source: RefSeq, a predicted model, not a curated record